AGUCCUCAUAUUUCUAAAGGUUUAAAAUCGUGGAUAUAUUAUGUUUGUUUGCCUUGUGCAUACGUUUUGAGCAAGAUACUGUGUUGGAUUUCUGGGGAUGUCGGUUUUCAAUUGAUUUCAUGAGUGUUAUUCUAUAUUAGGGUUCUGGAGAUAUUGAUUUUUAGUUGAUUAGUUGUUGGAAAUGCCAUCGAUGAAUCUAAUUGAUGGGUUUAUCGUCCUGAAUGAAAUGAAAAUGAACAUUUUUCUGUGUAAAGUGGUGAAGAUUUGAUGGAUCUAAGAUAAAAAUGAAGUAUGUGCAGAAGACUUAAUCUUCUUUAGCAUGAUUUUGAUUUAUUACGUUUGCAAAAAUGGGAUGGAAAGCUAAAGAUUGAAUCUUUUAACUUGAUUAAUGUUUUAACCUAAAAAAUGAGGUGAAGUUUUAGCAUGGAAAUAGUAUGCCUGAGGGUAAUCCAGUUUUGAGGAACUCUAGCAGCAAUAGAUGGAGAAGUAAACCACUAAAAAUCAGUUUUUGUAUCUAGGGCACCGUUCUUGUUGGUGGCUAGAAAAUGCCUCUGUAGUUACUAAUUGGUCAAUUUCUGCGUCUAAUUCUCAGAAAUUUGUUGGAUUCUAAAAAAAUAAGUGAAUUAUAUUUAAAAUCAUUGAUCUUUCCCCCCUAAAGAGGACUUGUUUUCGUGGGACCUGAAUGGGGCGCUAAAGAUUGAAUCUUUAGUUGUUGACAUUGCUUUUGAUUGAGUUACCAGUACUAAUUGAUGGUGGAGAGGGUUGAGAAUGGCAAUAUGAUAUUUGGUUAUGGAAUAAGCAAUACCCGAGCUUCAGAAACUCUUAUGCAGGAAAAAAAAAGUUGAGAGAGAGUUUUCUCCUCUUUGAAAUCUUGCUAUGAUGUCUUGUUGAAUGUUGGCUGAUCGUGUUACUGGUUCAAUUUAUGAAUCAUGGUUGGACUAAAAAUAGAUCAGAAUUAUUUCUUAAACAGAAAGAUGAUGCAAACAUGUAACUAUCAGCUUAAAAGACGUUUCAUAAGUUAAAUGUCCUUCACAUGUUUGUCGCUACACUUCCUAACUUUUUAGUUAAUAUAUAUUUUGCAAGGAAAAAAAAGAUGGAUACAGAUGAUACGGUGUUCAUGUGCCUGUCCCAAGGCUUCUUGCCAAGGCGGUUGCACCCUAUCUAAUUCACAAAAUUCCACGGCCUAAAGGCAGUAGCUUUUGGCUUGUAGCAAUUCAAGUUCUUGCCAGCUUCAACCUUUUAUUGUCACUCGUGAUGGCCCUCAAGUUCUUGAAGUUCAAAAGGAGUCAUUGGUGGAGUUCUUGCUAUAUUUGGGCAGUCUGGUUGGAAGGUCCCCUAGGGUUUGGCUUGCUGCUGGGCUGUCGCAUCGUACAGGGUUUCCAACUAUAUAACAUAUUUGUUAAGAGGCGUUUGGCACCCAUCCGAUCAUAUAUAUUUCUUCCACUGAUUCUCUUGCCCUGGAUUGCUGGUUCUAUAUUUAUUCACUUGAAAAAACCUCUAAAUUAUCGUUGCCACAUGGGGACUCAGUGGAUCAUCCCAGUUAUUUGCCUCCAUGCAUUAUAUAUUGCUGCUUUGGUUGGUUUUACGGGAGCCAUUCAACAUGUAGAGUUCAGAUUCCAUGAACUCAAAGAUCUCUGGCGGGGAAUUCUCGUGUCUGUUUGUUCUAUUGGUAUAUGGGUGGUUGCUUACAUUCUGAAUGAGGAACACGAAGAUAUUUCAUGGGUUCAAAUUGUCUCCAGAUUUUUAUUGUUAGUUACGACAAGUAUCCUUGUGCUGGCGUUCUUCUCUAUGUCGCUAUCUCAACCGCUCAUCUCACUUAUGAGCUUGAGAAAAAAGGAUCAUCCGGAAUACAAGACAAUGGGCCGUGCACUGGGAAUACCUGAUAGUGGGCUAUUGUUACAAGAGGAAUUAACUCAGUUUGCAAAUCCUAAAGAACCUUUGGAUAAGCUUCUUUUGAACAGGAAAUUCCGUCAGUCAUUCCUGGCAUUUGCUGAUAGCUGUUUGGCUGGUGAGAGUGUCCAUUUCUAUGAUGAAGUGCAACAGCUUGAAAAAGUUCCUGGUAAUGAUCAUGUAAGAAGAAUUUACAUGGCGCGACAUAUUAUCGACAAAUACAUAGCUCCAGGUAUAAUAUUUAUCACAAAUUACAUUGACUUUUAGGGCACGUUUUGUAGACCCCAUUGGAUUAGGGGAUAGUAUCAAGAUAAAUUAUGGGGCAUUGUUCUAAUAUGGCAUUUGGUGCAAUAUCGUAUUAGAAGACUGA
This is a messenger RNA of Olea europaea var. sylvestris, 2260 nucleotides long. Its product is annotated as regulator of G-protein signaling 1. Lineage: Eukaryota; Viridiplantae; Streptophyta; Magnoliopsida; Lamiales; Oleaceae. Bases 1255 to 2157 code for a protein of 300 amino acids. The transcript is spliced from 9 exons. The record is from RefSeq and is a predicted model, not a curated record.